AAUCACGUCAAGACAGUUUGCCAAUUAUGGGCCUUUAGAUCAGCGUUCUUUGAGACGGAACGGACAAGUGACGAGCACUUGCUUACAUUCAUUAUGGAGUCAUUCCCACGCGAUGUUUGUGGUCUGAAUUUCUACGAUCCACAAGAAGCGGAUGAGUUUCAUCGGAUACUCGUCGAAGAAAACCGAGGGCGAAUCUCCAGAGGAGUCAACCGGCCGAAACGGCAGGCACCACCACCUCCGUCAGUGCGGCUUGGAAGCGAUCGAUCGGCUCACCGAACCCUGCAUAUCGAGCAUCUUGGUCUGGAAGAGCUGUCGAAAGAAGAUCAAGAAACCUUCCAUCACCUGAUCAAGGCUGUGGAUAUUGAACCCGGUAACGAGGAACAAAUGCAGCUUCUUCGCAAUAUUGUUGCCACAAGAGGCAGUGAAGUGAGGAGUUCUAUGCGGAUCAAGCGGGAUUCUGUUCACCCUGGCGAGUCGUUCGUUCGUGGCAACACCCACACAACGUUGGCUGAGUCGAGGAAUAGCAUGAUGGUGGUCCACAAGCAACAACGUCGGACCCCUCGUGAAGUGAAGAAAGGCUCAGUACAGCGUCAGGAAACCGAAGCAACAACAAAUCAUUACCAACAGCAGCCUACGACUAUCUCGGAGGUCGGAAUCGACCAGUACCUGAAUCCCGAUUGGGGAGCAGCGGCUCCGUCGUACGAAGUGCAAUCGAAGUUGCAUGUGAUCACUGAGGCGCAGGACUUUGCCAAAGCACCCUACAGCGGGCGGCAGUCAUGGGCAGGCAUCGAAAUGGAGGCGCCGCCGGUGCCGUCAAGGAUUGAGUCGAUGGCGCUGCCAGGUUCACCCGUAGGUCGGCGAAAAACACUCCCAUACUCUCCAGUGCAUCGCGCGUCACCGCCCAAUAAUGGAGCUCCACGGCUGCCGGAGCGACCUAAGCCCGAACGAGGUCAGCAGCUAUCUCUUAAUGUGGCUCUCCUAGAUUUAGCUAUACCUCAUUUAGAAGCUCUUCCAGAUGUCGCAACUCCCAUUUGGCGAAUAGAGAUUCCUCUUCCCAGUGGUGUACAACCUCCGUCCCAUUCACCUCCUCCUACUCCACCAUCAAGUCAGCCGUCUCCUGUACCGAAUCCGACAUCGGCCACGACGUCACCGUCAGCUCCACAAACCACAGCUGGUGCUGCUGCUGGUCCUGCAGUGGUCUCGCUUGCUCCUCCUCCACCUCCACCGCCGCCAGGACUUCUCUCACCAGCACCCACUCCUCCUCCUUGUCCCGACCAGAAACAAGGAUAUACCGAUGUCUCACCGAUUUCCAAUGAUCGCAGGAGUUUUCUGGAGGAGAUCCAGAAUGUCGACAAGGCCAGACUACGUCACGUUGCUCCAUCCACGAAGUCCCUUCAGAAUGGAGAUUCUCCACCUGGUGACGGUGGGCUUCUGUCAGCAAUUCAAGCCGAAUUGGACAAACGACGAGAAUAUAUUGCAAGUGACAGCGAUGAAGAGUCCGAUUCAACUGACAGCGAAUGGGCAGAUUGA
This is a messenger RNA of Ostertagia ostertagi, 1530 nucleotides long. The record is from the annotation of a GenBank genome assembly. NCBI's taxonomy places the organism in Eukaryota, Metazoa, Nematoda, Chromadorea, Rhabditida, Trichostrongylidae.